CUGUUCGCUUUUCACUUUGUUGUCUAUUAUAUCCGAUUUAUACAUCUCUAUUCAUCUUUCAAAAUGAAACAAAUUAUUGUGUUUUUCGAAGCGGAUUCAACUGUGUCUAGACUCACGCCUAAUGCGUGUUUUAGGCACGAAGAAAGCAGCAAGAAAGAAGAAAAAGAAUUUCAAGCUGGGGAAAGAAUUUUUGUAAAAUGGCGCGUCGGGCAUAAAAUUGAAAACUUUGACGCCGUUAUUUUAGGCGUGUUUGAUACUGUUGCAGUGGCCGAAAAAUUCCUCAGUAAAGUCAGAAAACCGGUACAAGAUUAUUUAAGCAGAUACGAGCCGAUUGAUGGACUGUAUAGUUAUAUAAAAUCCCUAUCACCGAGUAAAACAGCACCAUCAAAGGACAGUAAUGAUGUGGAGGAUAUUAACCCUUUACAAAAACAACCAAGGAAAAGAAAAGUAAAGGCGCCGGAAAUUGAAGAUACUGAUAGUGAUGACUAUGUAGAUAGUAUCCUGGCCAUGAGACGGCAGUCAUCGUUUAUAGUCGAUGAAACACCAGCAUCAGCUGCAGCCAACGAAAAACCAUCAGCUGCAGCCAACGAAAAUCCAUCAGCUGCAGCCAACGAUAGAUCAGUCAAUAAUAUAAACAUUCCGUCAACAAAUCGUUUCAUCGCGACAUCACCCAUCCAUCAUCAAAGUCCCAAUACGUUCAGCCAUUCUUCAUCACCAGUAGCAUCAUCCUCGUAUAACCACAACAAUGAUUACAGUAACUAUGACGGCAGUUUUUGUCAGCUGCUUAAUAGCACUGCCAACACACUCUAUGGUGAUACGACAUAUCAACCAACACAAGAUGACAGAAUAAGACAGCUAGAGGAAUCUGUCCGAUUAUUAACAGAAAGAGUAGUGUACCUGGAGUCCAGAAAUGAUUUUGGUGACAUUUCGACAGCAGGAGCUAAAACAUUUUCGAAAGGACCAGAUCCACUCUUUAAUGGCAAAACAAAGGAAGAGUUGAAAGAUAUGAUUAGGGAUCUACCUAUGACGAAAGGUGUUAAAGUCCUGUUUGAAACGGUUCUCACUAAGGAGGAUGUCUUGAAUUGCAGCCUUGGUGGAGGUGGUGGCGCGAAAAAUGAAAAGAGACCCCCAAUCAGCAAAGAAAAGAAAAUUGUUUUAGAUGAAGUAUUAUCGACUGUCUACAGCAGCGCCAAAACCGGGGAACUGGGAACAAAGAUGAGAGAUAGACUGAAGCUGUUACGUCUCAUGUAUAAAUAGGAAGAAUAAAAACUUUUCAAGUAAAAUUUAGUUUUUUGAAUGUACAUAAUUAUC
This is a messenger RNA of Priapulus caudatus, 1311 nucleotides long. RefSeq lists its product as uncharacterized. The record is from RefSeq and is a predicted model, not a curated record. The transcript is spliced from 6 exons. NCBI's taxonomy places the organism in Eukaryota, Metazoa, Priapulida, Priapulimorpha, Priapulimorphida, Priapulidae. The coding region runs from base 64 to 1257 and encodes 397 amino acids.